Molecule: messenger RNA, 3353 nt
Organism: Drosophila sechellia
Lineage: Eukaryota; Metazoa; Arthropoda; Insecta; Diptera; Drosophilidae
Product: exocyst complex component 4
Exons: 9
Coding region: 158-3115 (985 amino acids)
Biological process (GO): Golgi to plasma membrane transport; chemical synaptic transmission; exocytosis
Cellular component (GO): synapse; growth cone membrane; exocyst
Source: RefSeq, a predicted model, not a curated record
UGCUUGAACGGUCACUCUGGUGCCUAAGUGCCUAUUUUAACAACAAAUUUAAGAGCAAUUGCUGGAAAAUAAUGUUGAUACUGAGCUAACCUGUGUCCCUUUUCGACCCGUUGCCCACCAACCAGCCAAGCACAUCUUCUCCUUCAACAACGUGUACAUGGACGCCCCACCGCCCACGAAGCCCCCGAGGGGAGUGAAGUACGGCAAGGAUGAGUCCGCAGGAUGUGGCUUCCUGGUCAACGUCAUCAAGUCCCUGGGAUUCAGCGAGACCACCGAGGAGCGCCAGAAGGAGAAGCAGAAGAUCGAGGCGGAAUUCAAGCGCUCGGAUCUGCGCCUGAACGAGCUGGUCUCGCGGCACGACCAGCAGCUUACCCAGGUGCUGCCCCUGUUCAGCCAGGUGUCCUCGGAGGUGACGGCCAGCCGGGAGCGGAUUCAUGCCGUCAAGGAGAACCUUGGUGUCUGCAAGCGGCUGUUGCAGUGCCGGCGCGAUGAGCUCCGAAAGAUGUGGACGGAUGCAGUGCAGCACAAGUACGUUCUGGAGAUGUUGGAGCAAAUCCAGGAGUUGCGCAAAGUGCCUCAAAGGGUGGUGGGCUACACCGCCAAACGACAGUAUCUGCAUGCCAGCAAGGCCUUAACUGAUGCCCUGGCCACUCUCAAUGGACCCUUACAAGCCGUCGAGGGCUUGUCAGAUUUGCGGACCGACCUGCAAACUCGACGCCAGCAGCUGUACCAGCGGCUGCAUGAGGAACUGGUCACCCAGGUGUAUACCAACUCGGCCAACGAGGCCCUCUCCUCGUUCCAACGCACCAACUCCAGUAGACUGAAUUCCAGUUUUACUCGGGGAAUAUGUGCUCGUCGCUCUACGGAUCGCAUCGAGGCCAAUGCUCGAGUGCGCAAGGCGCUGGCCGAAAUGGCACAGAGCUUCGAUUUGGACAAGGCAGAGGUUAUUGAAGACGCAGAUCUCAUUUACCCGGAGCUGAGCAUGAGCUACUUCGUUGCCAUCAUAGUGGAGUCGUUCGGUAUGCUGCACAAGGUGCCUGACUCUCUGGAGACACUGCGCGUCCAAAUCCAAACAGAGUUGCUCAACGUGGUGCGGCACACAACGCAUCAACUGUCUGUAAGUGGAGCAACGUCGGACACCAAUCCGCUCCUCACACUUCUGGAGGUCAUAUUCAAGCAGUUCAAGGCAAUAGCCAAAACGCAUUCCUUGCUGCUGAAGAACUAUUUGUCGGUGGGACAGAAGUACUCUGUGUUUGGACCCCAACCAUACGACCUAACCGAUUUCUGGGCCCAGGCUCAGUCAGUGUUGCAACUGUUGCUCACCGACUACUUGGAUAUACAGAAUGCUACCGCGGACGAAAGUGCCCAGACGGGGUUUUCAGAGCCCACCAGCAACAUAAAUUCCUAUUUUCUAAGGCGCAAGGUGCCGAGCACCAAGCGCUCAAUGUUCAAGUUUGAUAAGUCAUCGCACGUUGGCACGAGCAGCAAUAGCGACGCCUUCAAGGAGCAUCGUCGCAACGCCUCGGAUGCCUCCGUGGAUGACAACCUUGCCGGCCAGCUUGGUGGCAGUGGCAAGGGCUCCACCAGUGGCCUCUUUCCUCACGAGAAAAAGCAGCGGGAAAAAAUACUUAUUUGUACGCCCGAUCAAAGUAUCAUAACCAAAGUGUAUCUACCUCUAAUGGGAUAUAUCAAGGAGAUAGAGAACUUUAUGAAAUGCAAGCCAGGGCAACCCUGCAGUCUACAUGACUUUUUAGACAACUACAUUAAGGACACAUUCCUAUCCAAAGGCCACAACCGCAACCUGCAGCUGACCAUAGAGUCGCUGUCGAAGAAUCAAGACGCAUGGCGCACUAUUAUAAGUCCUGAGGAAAUAAAGGCUCUUAAUCUAAGCAGGCCGCUGCUGCAGUCUACUGUGAUGGUCGAACGGAGGUUGAUGGAAACUAAGAACCUCAUUCAAGACCUGCCCUGCUACUCCGAAGACCUGCUUAAGAUGGUGUGUGCUUUGUUGAAGGCCUAUCGGGAAAUAUGUCAGGCGGCCUACCGCGGAAUUGUGCAGCCAGAUUCAGAGGAUAAGAGAAUAUACAGCGUGGCAUGGCUAAAAGACGAAGAUAUCAGCAGGUUCUUAAAAACGCUUCCCAACUGGACUGACUUAAAGACCUCCAGUCAGAAGUCGCGCCACAACCGAAAACUUCAUCGCGGAAGCUUUGAGCCUUCGGAGGAGGAGAGCCCGUUGCAGGUUCAGCAGCGCAACAUCCGCGAGGCUGAAAUGCUAACCAGUAAUUUGGGCGAGGGUGGGAUUACCCAGCAAGAGAUUUUGGUCGAGAUCAGUGUGCUUAAGGAGCUGGCCAUACUGCAGGAGAGCAUGGAGUGGUUCUCGUGCCGCGUGUCGGAAUUUGCCAACGACUUACGCCGGCCGUUGGUGAACGGACUGAACGCCGUUCCUGCUGAGUGCGGCGCCGACAUUGCUGUGAAGGAUGGUACGAUCAAAGUGAUGACUAAUCUGGCCUUGGAGUUUGAUGAGCUGGCGAACACCUGCCUGCUGGUAUUGCAUCUGGAGGUGCGCGUUCAAUGCUUCCACUAUCUGCGCUCGAAGUCGAGUGUAAGGACCAACAGCUAUGUGGGCUCCAAGGAUGACAUCCUGGAGCCCGACCGCCAGGUGCAAGUGCUAACCAAACGGCUGUCUGAAAUGGAUGAGGCGUUCAGUGCCACUCUACAUCCGAGGAAAACCAGGUACAUUUUCGAGGGUCUGGCGCACUUGGCAUCGCGCAUUCUUAUCCAGGCCUCCAAUUAUCUGGAGCACAUAGAUCAAAUAACCGUGCAGCGCAUGUGCAGGAACGCGAUCGCCCUGCAGCAAACAUUGAGUAACAUAACUGCCUCCAGGGAAGUGGCUUUGGAUCAGGCAAGGCACUUCUAUGAGCUGCUUUGCAUGGAACCCGAUGAAAUACUCAAUGCGUUGCUGGAGCGGGGCACCCAGUUCUCGGAGAUGCAGCUGCUCAAUGCCUUGCAAUUGUCCUGCAAGUCCUUCGGCAUAACCGACGCCAACCUCCUGGCUUCCUAUCAGCAGAAGCUGUCGGACAUACUAGGCGCCAAGCCCUCGAAGGGAAUAAUUGUGUAGUUAGCGUGGCAGCCGGCGGGUAAAACCAAUUAUAAUAUCCAUACUUUUGUGUACAUCGGCUGCAGGUGUAAGUGCAAAUUGUGUGUUAGGGUUAAGCUCAAAAUAAUUGCGAAUGUUCUGAACAUGUUUGGCGAGCACUUAGUGUUACGAUGUAGCCGUUUGUAAAGAUACAUAUUCUAAAGUUCAUUAACAGUACUUUAAUGGCCUAUACACAAUAAAUGAGAAUUCAACAACGAUA